GAUAUUUAGAUUAUACCAAGAGAAGUUUAGAUUAGACCUAGCUGCUUAGUAACUUGGUUUAAGGAGAGUAUGGCACAUACUAGUGGCAAUGCUUUGGUGCAGUGGCUAGUAGCAUCAUUGCUCAUUGCCAUGUUGGGUGGUGCCAAAGCUUAUGUUUUAUGUGACAUAGAGUCAAAUAAGCUAAGCUUAUGCUAUGCAGCAGUUACUGGGAGCCACCCUAAAAAACCCAAUGAAAAAUGCUGUGAAAUUGUUCAACAUGCCAAUUUGCCUUGCCUUUGCAGAUACAAGUCUAUCCUACCUGCACUUGGAAUCAACCCCACCAAUGCUUUUGCCUUGCCCAGUAAAUGUGGUCUGAAAACACCACCUAAAUGUAAAGUGAUUUGAAGAAAUUCUUGAGAAUCCCAUCCUUUUAAGCACCCUUUUAGUCUUUAUUUGUCUUUCAUGUGCUGUAUUAAUAUUGAAGAAGCUUUUUUCUACAUUGGCAUUUUGUGCCUCUCAAAUAAAUUAGUAGUUUAUUUUCCAUGUCUUUCUCACAUGUUUGCAAGGUGUAUGAUGUAUCAGUUCCCUAUCAAGUAGAUUCUACAAAGGUGUUUGAUGUACUACUAUUUAAAGAUUUUCAAUCUGUAAUCUGUCUAAUAAAAUGCUUGUUUCUUGUGUUCUGAAUUCAA
Glycine soja is the source of this 668-nucleotide messenger RNA. Its product is annotated as putative lipid-transfer protein DIR1. The transcript is spliced from 2 exons. Gene Ontology annotation, biological process: systemic acquired resistance. NCBI's taxonomy places the organism in Eukaryota, Viridiplantae, Streptophyta, Magnoliopsida, Fabales, Fabaceae. The coding region runs from base 70 to 384 and encodes 104 amino acids. Gene Ontology annotation, molecular function: fatty acid binding. The record is from RefSeq and is a predicted model, not a curated record.